Metarhizium brunneum ARSEF 3297 is the source of this 1146-nucleotide messenger RNA. RefSeq lists its product as uncharacterized. Gene Ontology annotation, molecular function: GTP cyclohydrolase II activity. NCBI's taxonomy places the organism in Eukaryota, Fungi, Ascomycota, Sordariomycetes, Hypocreales, Clavicipitaceae. The record is from RefSeq and is a predicted model, not a curated record. Gene Ontology annotation, biological process: riboflavin biosynthetic process.
AUGCCGUCGUCCAACACGCCGCCCGAGUUCGGCGAGACCAGCCAUCUCCCGUCGUUUUACUCACCGCGCUCAACGCCCGUCGAUGCAGCUGCGUCCAGCGGCCACCAUCAAGACGCCCACCAAGAUGUAGACGAACUCUCGCUCUCACAACAGGGUUCCCAAGAUGCCGCCACCACGCCGCAAUCGCAAUCGCAAUCGCAACCACCCCCGCCGUCGUUGCUGUCCCCCGCCUUCACCCCGCCGCAGACUCCUGGAACGCAAACGCCCACGAGAGCCGGACCGCGCGGCGUCCCGGUAGACAGCUCAAUCCCCGACGGCGGAUGCGGCAACAAAAGGCCAAGGCUGCUGCAGACGCUGCCCGAGGUGCAAUGCAUUGUCCGCGCGCGCAUCCCCACCGUCACGGGCACAGAAAUGUUCCUCCACCUGUACACCAACAACGUCGACAACAAGGAGCACCUGGCCAUUGUGUUUGGCAACCACAUCCGAAGCCAGAGCCUCGACGCCCCCCGCGAGGGAGAGACCGAGAUGGACAGGAUGAUCCGCGGCGCCUACACGGGUAGGCUGUUCCCCGGCCGGACAACCAGCGGCAUGGACGCCGGCCAAGCAGCGCCCGCCACGCCCGGGCAGGGUUCGCAGCCGCCCCUGGUGCGCAUCCAUUCCGAGUGCUACACGGGCGAGACCGCCUGGUCGGCGCGCUGCGACUGCGGCGAGCAGCUCGACGAGGCGGCCCGGCUGAUGGGCAUGCCCGGCAACGCCUCUGGCGGCAUCAUCAUCUACCUCCGCCAAGAGGGGCGGGGCAUCGGGCUGGGCGAGAAGCUCAAGGCGUACAACCUGCAGGACCUGGGGUCCGACACGGUCGAGGCGAACCUGCUGCUGAGACACCCCGCCGACGCGAGGAGCUACGGCCUGGCCACGGCCAUGCUGCUGGACUUGGGGCAGCACGACGUGCGUCUGCUGACCAACAACCCUGACAAGAUUCGGGCCGUCGAGGGCCCCAACAGGGAGGUUAUUGUCAAGGAGAGGGUGGCCAUGGUGCCGCUGUCCUGGAAGGGCAAGGGCGGCUUCAGGAGCCAGGAGGUGGAGGGCUAUCUCAAGACAAAGAUUGAAAAGAUGGGCCACAUGCUGGACAGGGAUCGGCCCACGUAG